This is a messenger RNA of Leptopilina heterotoma, 1298 nucleotides long. RefSeq lists its product as uncharacterized. The coding region runs from base 638 to 976 and encodes 112 amino acids. The transcript has 3 exons. Lineage: Eukaryota; Metazoa; Arthropoda; Insecta; Hymenoptera; Figitidae. The record is from RefSeq and is a predicted model, not a curated record.
UCUUCACUCGACAGUGGAAAAUAUCCGACCUAAGAGGCAAAGAAUAAAAAAAGUUGUUUUCUCAAAAUUUGAGAGUCAAAAUAGGAAGAUGAAGAAGAAAGAAGGAGAAAGAGAAAAAAAGUUGAUUCCAUGAUUUACAAUGGGAUUCACACCACGUGCGUUUUAAACUGAUGUUGCACACCACUUUCAUCGCGUCACGUAUAACUUAACACGUGCGAUUCUCCGCAAGUAGUAUAUACCUAAAGAGUUUUAAAAUCCCCAUAUGUUUUCUGUAAAAAAAGAAAAAAAAAAAAAAAAGAGUUUAACUACUUCAGCAAUAUCCCCUUCCCUUUUUCUUCUGUACUCUAUGGACAUGAUCUUUGUUGAAGAGCGCAUAGGAAAACUGAAUGCGGAGAGCAAAAUACGGACUAUCGUAAUGAGAAACUUGUGUGUACGGCUAUCAUUCCAAGAAAGAAAUCUCCGCGUCCUUUUGCGGGAUUCUCGACGCAUAAAGUCCAACAAGGAAUCCGUAGCCGCGAACCUGUCCGCAAGUGUAUAGAUAUAUAUAUAUAUGUAUACUUUGAGAGGUCUAACAUAAGUCUGGUGUGGUCGUACACACCAAGCAUGAUAGAGUCAUACAUAACUCAGGACAUCCAUAAUGCAAUUCAACCAAGCACAGCAAUCGCGAUUCAAAGAUCGAGAAGGAGAGAGAAAUACUAUUUCUGCGCUUUUAUUCCACAUCGAGCGCAAUUGUUUUACUUCUUGGUAUUUGAAAAAGCGUUCAAUAAAAAUUAAGUACCAAUUAGAAAACGCAUAUAACCUUAAGGGAGUCAUGUCAUCCAAUAUGGAUUUUCAAUUGUUUGCAUGUGCUGAAAAAAUGAGCAUGGUGGAUACUCCUGCAGAAAGGAACUAUCCUCGGAUUAUCAAGACUAUUAUUUUUCUGGAGGCAAAUAUUCACAGAACUAUAAGAUUUAAAAUUGUUUUUGUCGCAGAAUAAAAAUGGCGAAACGAAAUGUAAUAUUUAUCGCAUUCCAAUGAAAUUUUUUAUUCAGCGGGUUUUAAAUUUUUUAAAUUUAAUAUCGAAUUCGUAAUCCAACCCCAAAAAUUACACAGUAAUUAAUUUCAAGUGAAACUGUUGAAUUUGUAAAAAAUAUGAACGCCUUAUUGGAUCCGUCAUUUUGAAUUUUUAAAAUCUGACCGGAUUCGUAAUCAACGAUACGAAAAACACCCAAGUAUUAUAAUUUAAUUAAUAAUUAACUUUAAUUAUUUAAAUGUUAAUUAAUUAAUUUUCUAGAGAUAUCAGCAUUUCCUUAGAUGAA